This is a messenger RNA of Mytilus californianus (California mussel), 1101 nucleotides long. RefSeq lists its product as uncharacterized. NCBI's taxonomy places the organism in Eukaryota, Metazoa, Mollusca, Bivalvia, Mytilida, Mytilidae. The record is from RefSeq and is a predicted model, not a curated record. The coding region runs from base 79 to 1101 and encodes 340 amino acids. The transcript has 5 exons. Gene Ontology annotation, molecular function: zinc ion binding.
GAAGUUCGUCCGAAUCGAAAGUGACGUCACAUUGCGCAUGCGUAUAAAAUUGGUGGGCAAGACCCAUUCAUAAAAAUAAUGGCCGAUAAAACAAACACUUCAUCGAGUUCUCUCAACAAUUUAUCAACAUAUGCAAAUUCCCUGUCAGUUGAAGCAAAGCAGAGAUAUUCCACAAAGUUAUUGUACAACACGGGAACUAAAAGUUUGCCAGAUCCGUACGCAAUUGCUGAAAAAUGGAGUUCUGACCCUAGCACCUGGCCCGACCUGACCUUUGGUGAUAUUUACCUUUACCUGAUUGACACGCCUUCCAUCUACACCAAGGAGUCAAUGAAAGCAUACAAAUCGUUAGAUGCAUACAAUUACGUCGUCAGUGGACAUGUACAAGUCGUGUUUUCUCACCCAGUGGACAACGACUGUCCAUUCAUGGUCCUCAAGGCAAAGGUCACACCGUCACAGAGAGCUAGAGAUAAACCACAUGAACCAUGGGUGUAUUUGGAAAAGAGCAGUGGGACAGUAUACUGUGCUCACUGUACCUGUAUGGCAGGGUUAGGGGAAGUAUGCAGUCAUGUUGGGGCACUACUGUUCAAGGUGGAGAUGGCUGUUAAAAUUGGAAUCACACAAACGAGUUCAACCAGUAAAGCUUGUCAGUGGAAUAACAGAUUUAGAAAAGAGGUUACUCCAACUACUGUCACUGACAUUUUCCAGCAUAUAAAGGGUAGACGUACAAAAGAUAUCGCAAGUGUCCAAGCCAACGGGGCAGCACCUCUCCCUCCCCAGGAAGUCCUAAAGGAACUGUAUGCUAUUGCACCUAAUGCUGCCUUUUUUACCUCCGUUAUGACACCAAGUAUAGAUAAUCCACCUGCCUCAAAAACAACUGAAAACAAAGAACUUGAAAAUGAGCCAACAACAAACAACGAUGACAGGGUCGACAACAACAACAAUGCUAAUGAGAAAUCAUGGUGUAUUUGUUCCGAACCAGAGUAUGGUCGAAUGAUAAGGUGUGAUGGUGACCAAUGUCCUUAUGAAUGGUUCCACUACAAAUGUGUAAACAUUCGACGUAAACCAAGAGGAAGGUGGUUUUGUGCUAGCUGUGAAAUAUAG